Molecule: messenger RNA, 1712 nt
Organism: Lacerta agilis (Sand lizard)
Lineage: Eukaryota; Metazoa; Chordata; Lepidosauria; Squamata; Lacertidae
Gene: MEF2B
Product: myocyte enhancer factor 2B
Exons: 9
Coding region: 202-1332 (376 amino acids)
Biological process (GO): positive regulation of transcription by RNA polymerase II
Molecular function (GO): protein dimerization activity; RNA polymerase II cis-regulatory region sequence-specific DNA binding; DNA-binding transcription factor activity, RNA polymerase II-specific
Source: RefSeq, a predicted model, not a curated record
AACAAUCAUAAUACAGUAUUUCAAUUUUUGCAAUUCAUGCAAUGCUGUUUGCAAGAAGAGGACCCCACCGGGCAACGGCGCCAGGGCAGAGCCUGAUCUGCUACUGAAGCGGAGAGCUUGGCUUUUCCCCCGGCAGAGGGAUAGCAGGACCGCACACCUGAGCACAGGUGCGUCAGCUGCCUCCAUCUGCCUCAAAUUGCAAUGGGCCGGAAAAAGAUCCAGAUUAGUCGGAUUUUGGACCAAAGGAAUCGGCAGGUCACAUUCACCAAGAGGAAGUUUGGGCUCAUGAAGAAGGCGUACGAGCUCAGCGUCCUGUGCGACUGCGAGAUCGCCCUCAUCAUCUUCAACAGCGCCAACCGGCUGUUCAGUACGCCAGCACAGACAUGGGACAAAGUGCUUCUCAAAUACACAGAGUAUAGCGAGCCCCACGAAAGCCGGACCACUGCGGACAUCCUGGAGAGUGCAGACUCUCUUGGCUUCCAGAGCUGGCUGGUUGCAGUCUGCACCUUCCCCCUCCAUCCUGGAAGGGGGGUCGAUGAGGACUCCCCCUCUGGGAGCGAAGGUGGGGCAGGCGGCCCCCGGGAGUCCCCUCUCCAGCAGAGCCACCUGCCAGCCCUCCCUAAGCACGCCACCCCUCCAGUGCGGUCUCCAACGCCCCUGGGAACAGGGAUGGGCUACCCUCUCUUCUCCCACGGCAACCUGGGCCGGGCAUUGUCGAGCAAGCCCCCUGCUCCUCUUUACCUGGGGACUGACCCCCGCCGAGGGGAAGGACCCCUGUCUGCCGGCAGGAGCCACGUGGUGUCGGCCCGUUCCUUGUACCCUGGACUUCAGAGCACGAGUCCCACCUUGUCUGCAGGAAGCAGCUGUCUCCCAGGGCACGGGCUGCCAGGCUACUACUCCCUCUCCUCUAGAGACCCAGAGUUUGCCCCUGGCGACGGACCUUCUUCGCACGCCUUCGGCCUGCAGGCAAGCGCAGUGUCCACUUGGCCACACCGAGAGAUGUCCGCCGCCUCCCACCCAGCGCUGGGAGCAAUGGGCCGAAUUGGCGACCAGCCCGCACUAGUCUCUGGCUCGCCUCCCCUGCGCACGCCCAUCAGUGUCAAGUCCGAACGGGCUUCCCCGACAGCCCCGUGUGCCUCGACUGCCCCCCAGGCCUCUCAGAGCGCCCGCCCUUCGCUUGCUGAUGUCCCCGUGGACCUACACUCCCGAGACGACUACAUCAAGGCUUACCAUUACUCUCUCCUCCUCUCCCGCCCUCUGGCAGACGAGCAGAGGCACCCCAGCGUCCCCACACGUCGCCCACAACCUACUAUGGAUGAGUGGCAGAGAUAGUGGCAUGCUCAACGUGUUCACAUGUACGGGUGGAGCGAGGGAGGGAGCAUCUGCCUGGAUGUGGUUGUGUGAAUGUGUGAGAGCAGACUUUCUGUGGCCUUGAGCGUUCACAGGGAGUUUUCUGCAAGGAUUUGGGGGAGCAGGCUAGCUUCUCACACGCACAAAAUGAAAACAGUUCCAGUGGGUUGUUUAGCCAAUGGAGACCCAUUGGCAUUAAUACAAAUACAGUAAUUCAUGUCAUUUAAUUGCAAGGGGUUUCAGCCAAUAAUCGUCCUCCUCAGAACAGAUCCUUUGAAACGAAUCCAUACGGCUCGCUUUGUUCUAUUAAUUGCAGGGGUCGACUCUGAGUAGGAAGUCAUUGGAUGAAACCCAGUGGAUUU